CGCCUAUACUCUUUAAGAUCGUUUGCUGCGUGGACGGACGAACUAACACCAACCUCAACAUGAAUUGUUACUAUAAAAUCGGACAAAAAGGGCUCCACUCAUCACAUCUUCACUCUACGAGUCGCCAUUUUUAAGAGCUUAGGAGCAUAACAGAGAAAAUAAACGGUGAAAAAUGCCGGCUGUGUCCGAAACUCCUUGCCAUGUCUUUCUUGUUACGUUUCCUGGCCAGGGUCACAUGAACCCCACCAUCCGCCUCGGUAAAAAGCUCGCUUCCAAAGGUCUUUACAUCACCAUCUCCACCACCAGCGAAUUCGGCCUCAGUCUCAAAAACGCUGGCAGCAUCGGCGACCAGCCUUCCCCUGUCGGCUCUGGUUUCAUCGACUUCGAGUUUUGGGACGACGGCUGGGAACUCGACGACCCCAGACGUCGGGAUUUGGACCUUUACAUGCCGCAGCUUCAGAUCACCGGAAAGCCGGCGUUGACUCAGAUGCUUAAAAGCCGCGCUGGUGAGAAUCGGCCGGUUUCUUGUCUCAUUGGAAACCCCUUUGUUCCUUGGGUUUGUGAUGUGGCUAACGAUAUCGGAAUCCCCUGUUCUGUUCUCUGGGUUCAAUCUUGCUCAGUUUUCUCGAUUUAUUAUCAUUACUCUCGUAAAUCUGUGGAUUUCCCUUCUGAAUCCGAUCCUUAUUGUGAUGUUCAGUUGCCAUCGCUUCCAUUACUGAAGUACGACGAAAUCCCAAGCUUUUUGCACCCUCAUGGGCAGUAUAAGGUGAUUGGACGGUCGAUUUUGCAGCAGUUUCGUAACGUGUCAAUACCAUUUUGUAUUUUAAUGGAUACGUUUGAGGAACUUGAGAGAGAUAUUAUUAAGCAUAUGUCGACGAUUUGUCCUAUUAAGCCGAUUGGUCCUCUGUUCAAGACGCUGAAAUUUUCCGACGAUAACAAAAAGGCGGAUCUCUCCGGCGAUUUCUUGAAAGCGGAUGAUUGCUUCGAGUGGCUUGAUUCGAAAGCACCGAAUUCGGUGAUUUAUAUUUCUUUUGGAAGCAUCGUUCAUUUGAGUCAGAAACAAAUCGAGGAAAUGGCUCACGCACUCGUUAAUUCUGGGUUUUCGUUCUUGUGGGUGAUGAAGCCUUUAUCUAAAGACAUGGCGGAUUGUUUAGGAUUGAAACAGCAUGUUCUUCCUGAUGGGUUUUUAGAGAAAGCAGGGGAAAGAGGUAAGAUUGUGAAAUGGAGUCCACAACAGAAGGUUCUUUCUCACCCUUCCAUUGCUUGUUUUGUUACUCACUGUGGAUGGAACUCAUCAGUGGAGGCUCUGAGCUCCGGCGUGCCGUUGCUUGUGCUGCCGCAGUGGGGGGAUCAAGUCACCAACGCCAAGUUUUUGGUGGAGGAAUACGGUGUUGGGAUCCGGCUUGGCCGCGGUGAGUCGGAAAAGAGAUUGGUGGAGAGGGAUGAGUUUGAGCAACAUCUGAGGGACGCCAUUGUUGGAGUGAAGGCAAAGGAGCUUAGAGAAAAUGCUUUGAAAUGGAAAAUUGCGGCGGAGAAAGCGGCAGCAGACGGCGGCCCAUCGGAGUCUAACAUACAAGAGCUUGUGGAGGAGAUCAGGAAGAAGUGGUCAACUCAGAUGAGUGAUAUCCAUAAUUUAGUGGUAAAUAAUGUGGAUGGGGCUUGAAAUAUUUUACCGUGAACGGUAAUUUUUACAAUGGUAAACGUUAGCAUUGAUAUCUACUCCUAAUUAUGAUGGAUGGUAACUUUACAAGUUCGUGUGGGUAAUAUUAUUUCUUCUUCUUCUUUUGUUUUUGGAAAUAUCAAAAUUAUUAUUUCUAUUUA
This is a messenger RNA of Cucumis melo (muskmelon), 1821 nucleotides long. RefSeq names its product gallate 1-beta-glucosyltransferase 84A24-like. NCBI's taxonomy places the organism in Eukaryota, Viridiplantae, Streptophyta, Magnoliopsida, Cucurbitales, Cucurbitaceae. The transcript has a single exon. The record is from RefSeq and is a predicted model, not a curated record. Gene Ontology annotation, molecular function: UDP-glycosyltransferase activity. The coding region runs from base 173 to 1663 and encodes 496 amino acids.